This is a messenger RNA of Vicia villosa (hairy vetch), 393 nucleotides long. RefSeq lists its product as uncharacterized. The record is from RefSeq and is a predicted model, not a curated record. NCBI's taxonomy places the organism in Eukaryota, Viridiplantae, Streptophyta, Magnoliopsida, Fabales, Fabaceae. The transcript has a single exon. The coding region runs from base 1 to 393 and encodes 130 amino acids.
AUGUUGGCUUAUGGGAAGGCUUGUCAUCUACCAGUUGAGUUGAAACAUAAAGCAUAUUGGGCAUUCAAGUUCUUGAAUUUCAAUGAAAAAGUAGAAGGACAAAAGAGAUUGUUGAAGCUUGACGAGUUAGAAAAGAGUAGACCGAGAGAAUAUGAUAAUGUCGUGAUCUAUAAUGAAAGAACCAAGAGGUAUCAUGAUAAGAAUUUGGUGAAAAAAGAGUUUCAGGUAUUACAUAAAGUUUUAUUGUACAACUCUCGACUGAAUUUGUUUCAAGGAAAGUUAAAAUCUAGAUGGUAUGGACCAUUUAUUGUGAAUAAAGUGUUUACAAAUGGAGCUAUAGAAAUAAAAGAUCCGAGAGAUUUGCAAAUUUUCACUGAAAUGGGCAAAGGUUAA